CAAGCCCUUUCUGCUCCGACUGCCACGUAACAGCUAAAACUACGCAAGCGGUCGCGGCCGUGUUGAACUUCCUGCCCGGCUCGGUUCACUCAACCCUGGGGACGGGGAUCAGAUUCAAGCCGCUCACACGGAUACGGGGGAGUCAUGGGGGGAACACAGAGCGUAGAGAUUCCUGGAGGAGGCUCGGAAGGCUACCAUGUCCUUCGGGUUCAGGAGAACUCCCCUGGACACCGGGCGGGACUCGAACCCUUCUUCGACUUCAUCGUGUCCAUCAAUAACACCAGACUGAACAAGGACAACGAUACGCUGAAGGAUCUGCUGAAGGCCAACGUGGAGAAGCCGGUGAAGAUGCUGGUGUACAGCAGUAAGACGCUGGAGCUGCGCGAGGCCACGGUCACUCCCAGUAACAUGUGGGGCGGUCAGGGGCUCCUGGGGGUCAGCAUCCGCUUCUGCAGCUUCGAGGGAGCCAACGAGAACGUGUGGCACGUCCUGGAAAUAGAGCCGAACUCUCCGGCUGCUAUAGCAGGACUGAGGCCACAUGCCGAUUACAUCAUCGGGGCAGACACGGUCAUGAACGAGUCUGAGGACUUGUUCUCGUUGAUAGAGACCCAUGAGGGUAAAGGACUGAAGCUGUACGUUUAUAACACAGACACGGACAGCUGCAGAGAAGUCGUCAUAACCCCCAACAGCGCCUGGGGCGGAGAGGGCAGUCUGGGCUGUGGUAUUGGAUACGGUUACCUGCACAGGAUUCCCACUCGACCGUUCGAGGAGGGGAAGAAGAUCAGCUUCCCCACACACCCUCCCAGUGCGCCGGCGAGCCCGCUGAAGGACGGCUUCACUGAGGUUCAGCUCUCUGCGGUAACCCCGCCUCCUGUUACACUGCCUGCCCCCACUGGACUUGAGGAUAGCCUGUCUGGGCUGUCAAUCAGUUCAGCUCCUCCCACUGUGCCCAGUGAGCUUCAGACAGGUGUGCCCACAGUCCCUCUGCUGCCCACUCAGGUCACACCAGCCGUGGGCACUCUGCCCUCAGUCAACCCUGCCACUACGCUACCAGGGUUAAUGCCGUUACCUGCUGGCCUUCCCCCGCUGCCCAGCCUGCCGAACCUCCCCAACCUGAACCUCCCCCUCCCAGACCUCAGCGGAGUCUCGUUAAUGGGAAUCCCCGGCCUUCCUGCUUCCACCACAGGUUUGCCGUCUCUGCCUCCUCUCGCCACCCUCCCUCCUCUCAACCUGCCCGGCAUGACCCCGAUUCCCGGCAUGCCUGGCGUUUUGCCCUCCACACUUCCCUCUACUCUACCCACGAUGCCUAGCAUGUCCCUUCCCUCCGACCUCGUUCCACCCGUCGUCCCCAUGGCAACCUCAUCCCUGACACCCAAUCAGACACCGGCGCUCAUCCUGGACACUACGCCGAACCCCGCUGCUGUGACCGAGGCACCCGUAGAGACUCCAGUCAUUACAGCGACGAGCACACGCGAGACAACGGAGACGAGUGCACAUGUCCAGGUCACUGCAGAGUCGUCAUAACAACCAGGCUUUUUAAUCUGCAUCCUAAAACAGGCCUGUCUCUCUCUCUCUCUCGCCCUCCCUCCCCAUAUAUAUAUAUAUCUCUUCCCCUCUCUCUCUCUCUCUCUCUCUCUCUCUCUCUCUCUCUCUGAUCCUGUCUCAGAAAAUGUAUUUAUUCAGUCUAUAAAAGAUCCAGCAGGCAGAAACGAGGACACACUGAGAAGGACGAGGACGGACAGUAUGACGGGUGCAUGCGGUAAAAGAGCGGGGUUUUAAAAACAGACAAAUCCAGAGGGGCCUGCUGUUAAUAUUAUUAACGAUAAGAAAAUGGAGUUGUUUAUUCCACUAGAAUAAAUCAGUCGUUAGGCUUUAAGCGUUUUCACAGUAUUCUAUCUGCAGCGCUCCGCCCCCCCCGCCGUCACUGUUCGCAAACCUGAAUAUUACGCUCCGUCUAUAAGAACGAUCAAGGAUACAAAGCAUACACGUGUGCUUGUGAUCUUAGAACACGAUCUAAUAAUAAAACCUGGAUUUUAAGAGUUUCAGUCUGUAGAGCGAUGCUUUAGAAUACUAUUAACAUCAAACGAAUAGCUUAUAUCGCGUACUAGGAAUUACCCAAGAGGAUAAAAUCUUGAUUUUGUAAAUUGUAUAAUAAUUCCAGUGUAGACACAGAUAGAUAUCUAGAUCUAAAAUACAAAAACAUGGAGCCUCUCUGGAUUUUCUUUCUAUUCCAUCUCUCUCUCGGAGCUUCAGACCUUUUUUUUUUCUCUCUUUUCGGUUCUCCAACAGUAAGGUUACUGAAGUUAUGGUAUCACUAAAGCCGGUGUAUGUUGUUACCCAUCACAUGUAUGAAUUGUAUGUUUCCCUUGUUGUUGUGAUUUAGACUUUUUAUUUGAAUGGUGAAUUGGGUGGGGGAGAGUGUGUGAGUGUGUGUGAGGGAGAGUGAGAGAGAAAGUGUGUCCUCUCCCUCUCGGUGAGCUCUUUCUGCUGAUUAGAUUAACACACGCGUACAGAAACUCAUGCACACUAUAUAAACAGUGAGUACGGGGAAAUGAUUGAGCUUGUGUAGAACUGAAAACUUGUGACAAAAGCACACAAGCAAUAAAGUACCUGAGAUUUUACAGUAA
This is a messenger RNA of Neoarius graeffei (lesser salmon catfish), 2627 nucleotides long. RefSeq names its product golgi reassembly stacking protein 2 (gene gorasp2). Gene Ontology annotation, biological process: Golgi organization. The record is from RefSeq and is a predicted model, not a curated record. Gene Ontology annotation, cellular component: Golgi apparatus. Gene Ontology annotation, molecular function: protein binding. Bases 145 to 1524 code for a protein of 459 amino acids. The transcript has 10 exons. Lineage: Eukaryota; Metazoa; Chordata; Actinopteri; Siluriformes; Ariidae.